This is a messenger RNA of Lolium rigidum, 1749 nucleotides long. RefSeq names its product O-fucosyltransferase 13. The transcript is spliced from 6 exons. The record is from RefSeq and is a predicted model, not a curated record. Gene Ontology annotation, cellular component: cytoplasm. Bases 10 to 1134 code for a protein of 374 amino acids. Lineage: Eukaryota; Viridiplantae; Streptophyta; Magnoliopsida; Poales; Poaceae.
CGGACGGCAAUGCCCGCUCCGACAACGAGGAAUGGGUACAUCCGGAUAGAUUGCUACGGCGGGCUCAACCAGCUGCGGCGCGACCUAUGCGAUGGGAUUGCGGUGGCACGUCUUCUGAACGCGACGAUGGUUCUGCCCAAGUUCCAGGUUGCUGCAUACUGGAACGAGUCUAGUGGUUUUGCAGAUGUGUUUGACGUUGAUUACUUCAUUGAGCAGACCAGAGGCUAUGUGGAAGUGGUGAAGGAGAUGCCUGAGGAGAUAUCGCUGAAAGAGCCCGUUAACGUUGAUUGCCGAAAACGGAAAGGGCAUUUUGAUUAUGUCGAAACAGUGCUCCCGGCUCUUUUGGAGCAUCGCUAUAUUUCUCUGACACCUGCUGUGAGCCAAAGAAAAGAUAGAUAUCCAUCAUAUGCGAAAGCUUCUUACUGCCAAGGUUGCUACAAUGCACUCCAGCUGAACAAGAUGGUGGAAGCCAAAGCUAUUGAGCUUCUCGAAGCCAUACCAAAACCUUUCUUAUCCCUUCACCUUAGAUUUGAACCAGAUAUGGUUGCCUACAGUCGAUGUGAAUAUAGUAGACUUUCCUCCAAAUCAAUGGAAGCAAUUGAAGCUGCACGUGGGCAAGAUAGGAAUGUCUUGAUUGGUGAUGCUGCUCGCCUGUGGAGGAACCGAGGAAAGUGCCCUCUAACACCAAAUGAAACAGCCUUUAUCCUCCAAGCACUAGGAAUUCCUACAGAGACAAACAUUUAUUUAGCUGCUGGCGAUGGCUUAAUGGAACUAGAUGGAUUCACUUCAGUCUACAAAAAUAUGUAUACUAAAUCGUCUCUCCUGACCCAUGAAGAUUUUGAGAGGAUGCACGGCAAUACAAAAGCUGCUCUCGACUACUAUGUUUCAGUUAACAGUGAUGCUUACGUUGCCACGUUCUUUGGAAAUAUGGAUAAGAUGGUAACUGCAAUGAGAACAGUGCAAGGGCUACAGAAGACUUUGGUCUUGAGUAGGAGGGCCUUCGCAAACUACACGGCUGCUGGACUGGCAGAGGACCAACUAGCUAAGGCCAUGUGGGAUGCUCAUCGAGAAGACUAUAUCAUGGGGAGGGGAUCAGCUCUGCCCGAGCAUUGCUUCUGUGAGUUCAAGUUGUAGCACAUAUGAGCCCAUAUAACACGAAGGCUUACUCUAUGCAGCCACCUUCGCAUCAGAAGCAACUUAUGCAUCAGGUUGUUAUUGAGUUGCUGUUGCAAUGAGAGUAAUGCGCAGGUUUUGGAAGAAACUAUUCUUCAUCACAGGGGACUUUUCAAGCUGCCGAGUGUCUUAGUUCAGAGGGCUGCUGUCACUUAUACAGGGAUACAUCAUGGCCUGUCCUUCUCCUGGAUACUUUUUUCGAACAUGUGGGCUUUUUAGACUGCCACUGGAAUGGAGGGUACAUGACAAUUGGCAGUUCAGUUGCCUUAUUUUCAGUUAGGCAGUUAAAGAGUAGAUGGAAGUAUAGCCUUCCCUUCUUUAUUCAGUUAGUCACAAUGCAUGAAUCGUGCUAUUCCUUUACCCUUUGAGAGGGAGAUUACUUACUGCAUUUGAGAUGCAUUGUAUCCCUUCCUUCUCCCGUCUCCACUUGUCGUUGUGUACGUCGAUAUGGUCUCUAAUGUAUUACCACCUUUCACCAUAGUUUUACAUUUUCACAAGUUAUUGGCAAUCCCUAGCUGAAUAUAUAUGUGUAGACAAGUAGUUUGAAAAUUUUAGUUUCAGCAUAUUGCUCAUAGU